This is a messenger RNA of Brenthis ino (lesser marbled fritillary), 240 nucleotides long. Lineage: Eukaryota; Metazoa; Arthropoda; Insecta; Lepidoptera; Nymphalidae. The record is from the annotation of a GenBank genome assembly.
AUGCGGCAAGUGGGGAUGGAGAAAUGUAGGAAUGAGGUGGGGGCUGAGGGUGGAUGUAAACACAAAGGUUGUGCAAAGCGGCAGUCACGUGGCGCGUUCGCCGGGGGCGCAUCACUCUUAAGGGUGGUAUCGCCACAAGAAUAUAACGUAGGAAAAUUUAAAUUAGUCUUACAUAUCUUCGUGUUUUGUUUACGUCUAAUUGUGUUAAGGCUGCUAUUGGUGGAUGUACGUCUAGUUCCG